AGCUUUUCAAUAUAAUUACGAAAUGUAUGACGUGAUAUUUAAAUUAAUCUUCGAUGAAAUACUUAUAGGCAGUGAAAAUAAUGUCUGUCUUGUAUGUAGUGCGGUUUUAUAGGUACAAUUAGGAGUUUUGAAUCAAUAUAUCGAUACCUUUGGUCAAUAUUGAGAAUUGAAUGCUGUGGGCGGAAUAAAAACAGUUCGGAUUUAUGCGAUCGUAGACAUCUACAAUUCUCUCAAGAUAUGAUGGAACGACAUUCAAGAACACGAAAGUAAAACUACUUAUUUGCGAGUAACUUCAUUGUCUGAGGUUACAAAAAUGUCAACAGCAAGUAACUCCGGAGUUGAGAAAAGCACAAACAGGUUGAAUGUUGAAGUACAAAGAGUGUCCUCUUUUAAGACAGUAAAACGUCCAGUUAUUAAGAAGAGAAAUGAAGAUAAAGUUUUCAAACUAUUUUCCGGACCAAGUAAACCAAAAUAUAAUGGAUUGACAUUAGACGUUUUGCAAUCAUUGACGCCAUUUAAAAAUGGCGUCGAUUUAGUGGCGCAAGAAUCACGUGAUCUGUUGCUGAACUGCAUAAAACUACACCCAAGUGUUCACGAAGUAUUUUUUCCGGAAGUGAAGAAAGAUCUCCGAAUAACCGACGAAGAUUUACGAGGAUUUCCGAUUCACAGCCUAGCAGUUGCAGUCAUAUGCGAGGUCAUUUCAAAAGGAGAUGAUCCGUACAAGUUUUACUGUAUGAUCGAAAAGAAUAACUUGGAAAAUGUGCUGACUGAACUGUACACUAAUGUACAUUGGAAGAAAUUGGGGUUCUCCAUGUACUGCGCUCUGUACCCGUCCGUAGUGAGAGACGCACGGACGAACAUCAGUUUGCAAGACUUCAUUGACGAUGAUGGGCCGGAGUGGGCGGAGCGUAUUAUUGAGCGCAUGACGGAGCCCUCUUGGACGAUGGGAUGGGUGCAGAAAAUAGUCCGCGGUCAUGUGACAGAGGAGGAAUACAACAUGGCGAUGAACACACUGUUCGUGAAAUUACACAUGUUGGACCCGCAGUCUGUCAUUCCGACCUUUCAUCUGCUGAAUCACAUCCGAGCUCUCCCGGAAUGCAACCUAGAGCUGGCCACCCGGGACUACCUCGGAGGCCCACUGGACGCUGUGGCACUCAGCGCGCAUGCGCGGACGGCCGUAACAAAGGAGACCAUGCCUAGCAACGGCACGUCGCGCAUGAGCCUCGACAAAAUCGAAGUUUUUUACGGCAUUGACGUCGAUGAGUUUAUAAUGACGGAAGCGCGUAAGGUCGGCGUCUGGAAUGGGCGACGUCCCGACAAUAAAAGAACUAGUGACCUCCAGGAUAGAUGCAGCGUCAUGUAAUCUCGUGAUCACAUUUGGCGGUUUCCGGCUCUCGUCGAAAAAAUGCGCACGCAUCCAGAUGUCGCAUCCGGAAAAAGCUCGCAUACCCUAUGGAAUAAGCAUCAAUUGUUAGUCUGUGUCAACGAAAUGAACAAACGCAUGCGUUAGUUGUGACGAUGUUACAAAUACGUUUCGUUGAUUCGGACCUUCUAUCUCAUGAAGUCGAGGUCUGGACGGAUUUAUACAAUUACACAUGUGUUUAGAUUUUGUGGGAGAAAAUCUCAGUGUGCUUCCGUAUUGAAUGUAAUAUUGUUCAUUCGACUUAUUUUGUACCAAAAUCAUCAUGUAUGUCUUCUGUGAAUGUUUUAAUUGUUAAGCGUACAUUUUUGGUGCGAACAUGUGCGAAUAAUGCGGUAUCGAUGUAUAAGUUAUGCUAUUCACACAUUUUUUAAUGUAUGACAAGUAUUGAUAAAACAGUUCGUGUGUUAUACGUAACGAUUAAUUCUAACACGGCACGCGACUUGUUUUCUAUAGACAAAGAAGGAAAUCAAGUGUGGGUUAUUCUGCAAUAACUUACGGGCGGAGCUUAAUGUUUCGAAAAUAGUUCCGAAUAAAUAAAGGAAAUAGUGCAGUAAAAUGCACGUGCUAAAACCCGCCCUAAAAGAAAUGUAAUAAAUGUAGCAUGUAUAUAAAUGUAAUGAAACAACAAAUUGUAUAUUUGGUGAUAAGUGGCAUAACCACACCUACAAAGAAUGUUAUUGGUUAGGAAGCGUAAUUCAGAAAACAUUUAUAGCAUGUCAGCUUUUCAGUAGCAUCAAUAAACGUGACGUCAUUAAGUUUCUACGAUUGUUGUUUUCAAUGAAAGUGACGUCAUUUGCAAAAUAUUUAUGAAUGAAAACGACGUCAUAUGUUUGUACAAUUCAAUGACGUCACUAAAUAGUGAUCUUUGUACUAAGGAGGGCAGAGUAUUGAAAAAUAUAGUUCACGUCCUAAAGCUUGAACCAAAUCAAUCAGAAUCGUGUUAGAAUCGAAAUAAUAUUUUUCUAUGAUGGUUUGUUGUCGAAUAACCCACAGUAAGUUGUAUAGAUGCGUGCUAUCAAAUCACUCGUGCUUCGCACUCAUGAUUUGAUUCCUACGCAUCUACACUCCUUACUGUGGGUUAUUCGACAACAAACCAUGAUAGAAAAAUAUUAUUUCUUAAAUAUCAUACAUCGAUGGCGAGCGAUAUUUACACGUGUUCGCUUGUACGCUUGUUAAUUAUGGAAGAUCUAAUAAGUCACUGGCUUAUCAGGGACGACAUGUUCCGCCCAAACUGGAUUCUCGCUAAGAAGAGACUUUCUUUAAACGAAAAAUAUCAUAAAAGCGGAGACUGUCGUACCUGAUUAGCAUGUGAACAUGCAUUAAACCCAGUUUUCCAAAAACGCCGCUCUGAUUAUUCUUUUUAUCGCAUAAUGCUCAAAGUUGUGCCUUUGUUAUUAUUAUUAAUGAUUGCAAAAUAUGUUAAUAUUUGAAUAUAUAAUUUUAUAUGUUGUAUAUGUAAAUAUUUGUAUAUAUGUAACAUAAGAAUACAUAAUUUUGAAUAUUUAAUGAGUGAUACAAAAGUUGU
Messenger RNA from Dreissena polymorpha, 2948 nucleotides. RefSeq lists its product as uncharacterized. The transcript has 5 exons. Bases 314 to 1363 code for a protein of 349 amino acids. The record is from RefSeq and is a predicted model, not a curated record. NCBI's taxonomy places the organism in Eukaryota, Metazoa, Mollusca, Bivalvia, Myida, Dreissenidae.